Messenger RNA from Chironomus riparius, 1743 nucleotides. The record is from the annotation of a GenBank genome assembly. Lineage: Eukaryota; Metazoa; Arthropoda; Insecta; Diptera; Chironomidae.
AUGGGAUUACAUAAAAAUUACCUAAAAGUCGGUCAAAAUGCGGGCAAUCAAAUAUUUGGAAUACCGCGCGUUACACGCGGCUCAACUCCUUUAUCGAUGCUCAUCUCCUAUGGAGCUAAAUUUAACAGUAACCGCUGUGCUGUGAUAGUAUUUGGUAUAAUUACUUUAAUAGCUGGUGUCAUAUUAGCUAGUGUGCCCUGGUUAAAUUAUUUUAUUUUAAAGAAUUUACGAUUAUGGAAUGAUACAUUAAGUUUUCAUUACUGGCAACGGCCAGGUGUUAUAAGAUUAACAAAAGUCUAUAUUUUUAAUGUUACAAAUCCAGAAGGAUUUCUCAAUGGUGAAAAGCCGAAAUUAGUUGAAGUAGGACCAUUUGUCUAUAGAGAAGACAUGGAAAAAGUAAAUAUAAAUUUUUAUGACAAUUACACAGUGUCGUAUCAGCAUAACAAAAUAUUACAAUUCGUGCCGGAGCUGAGUGUCGAUCAGAAUCUUCGGCUAACUACAGCGAAUAUACCGCUACUGACGCUAACGACGCAAAGUAAACACCUUACAUAUAUUAUGAAAAAAGGAAUAUCGUUUGCGUUAACGGCGGCACAGUACAAACCAUUUGUGUCUAAAACAGCGGAUGAGCUGGUGUUUGGCUAUGAUGACACGCUGGUGGCACUGGCGCAUCGGUUUUAUCCGAGGAAUAAACGACCGCUAGAGCAAAUGGGACUACUAAAUGGACGUAAUGGAACGCUGUCGGAGAUAUCAACCAUUAAUACUGGAAUGGGUGAGGAUGGAAUGCACAAAUUUGGAUAUCUCGACCGCCUUAAUGGACUUGAUCGACUGCCACAUUGGAGACAUAAGCCAUGUAACAAUAUCUCAGCAUCUGAAGGAUCUUUCUUCCCACCUCGUGACAUUACCAAAUCUGAUAGAGUUUAUGUUUAUGAUAAGGAUUUGUGUCGUGUUAUUCCUUUGGAUUAUGUUAAGCCUGUCGUUAAGGAUGGAAUAAGUGCAGAUUUAUACCAGCUUCCAAGGGACGCUUAUGGCGGUAGCAACAAAGACAAUAUGUGUUUUAACGAAGAAGAUUAUGCAGCAGAAGAUGGUCUUCAAAACAUUAGUCCGUGUCAGUAUGGUGCACCAGUGUACAUCUCAAAUCCUCAUUUUUAUGAGUCAAACCCGAAAUUUCUAAAAGAUGUUGAAGGUCUCGAGCCAAACAGAGAUCUUCAUGAAACUUAUUUCAAAAUUCAACCGCAAUUGGGCGUCCCUGUCGAAGGCAAAGUUAGAGUUCAGCUAAAUUUACGAGUUGAGCACGCACCAGCCAUAAAGUGUGUUGAAAAAUUUCGUGAUUUUCUCUUUCCAAUCAUGUGGCUUGAAGAGGGCAUUAGUGAAUUAACGCCACCAAUUCGCCGCUGGAUUUACCUUGGAACAGUCUUUGCUCCAACAGCAAUUCCACUUUUUUCAUAUGGUAUGGUCGUUGGAGGUGCAUUCAUCAUAAUCUUCGUAUUCAUCCAAGCAUACAAGAAUUUCGUAUUUUCAAGUGAUCCAACGAUCGAAAUCCUUGAGAUGGGUAGACGAUCACUAAGACGUGGAAGUAGUUUACUCAUUACCGGACCACACAAAAUUCUCGUUCACCAGAGAGAUCAUUAUCAUCUGUUGAAGGAGCCAAAAGUACAUCAUACACAUACAAAUCAUCACGUGAAACCAAUGAAGACGAUCAACUCGUCCAGUAGUAAUGAUGAUGAGGAUUCGCCGUCAUCAUAA